Messenger RNA from Danaus plexippus (monarch butterfly), 1457 nucleotides. RefSeq lists its product as uncharacterized. The transcript is spliced from 6 exons. Bases 149 to 1171 code for a protein of 340 amino acids. The record is from RefSeq and is a predicted model, not a curated record. Lineage: Eukaryota; Metazoa; Arthropoda; Insecta; Lepidoptera; Nymphalidae.
UACAAACUUUGGUAGCAACGCGUGGUCAUGGUAACUGAUAAAAUGGUAUUCUUUGAAGUUGAGUUCACACGACACUGGCAGAAUAUACUGUGCACGUCUUUGCACUGAUGAAGGCCAUAUUUAAAACAAGCAACCAAUAAUAAAACACAUGGAUACGCAAGCGAAUUAUCCGGAGAAAUUAAAAACUACGUAUUGGGAUCCAUUGAAUGUGGAUUACCCAGUCAAAAAAUGUUUCAACACUGGAAUAUCGAGUGAAACUAUGGCCAGGGUGUGGCGGAGUAAUCCUGAAGUAAUGCUGGCGUCAAAACAUCCCGUAAAUGAAGAAAGGAGUUACAGAAGAGAUUACAAUGUGACAAAUGACCUAUUUAAAUCACAAAAUAGCUUUGAUUUUGGCUACAAAAUAUCAGAAACAAAUAGAUUCAACAAGCACAAUUCAUGCAUCGAAAACUCGUAUAUAUAUCCUCCAAGUAGACAGCUCGACGUCAAUAUUCCAGCAAUAACAGCUCAUGGAACAUCUGAAAUGAGGAACUCCUACCUUCAACCCGUAAUUCCAAGCAGAGUUAUUACGAAUAAAGAUCAAUUUAAACAUCCGAACACAAUUUGUACAGAUCCAUUAGAGCUUUGCCAUAAAGAAAUAGAGCCACUGGAUACAAGGCAUGACGGAUUCGAGAAAUAUUUGGACCCAUAUCUAACUACGAGCCGAUUGCAUCAUCGACCAUUCACGGCCGAACAACUAAAUAAACCGUCAAAUUCUAAAGACGUUCUAACAUAUUACACAUACGCUAACAUUCCUUGGGUGCGAUCUCCAAAACCUAAGAUAGAUGAAUGGCAUCUACCUGUGAGUAAAAACAAAUCAAUUUAUGACAGAGAGAAAUUCAAAGAUGAAUUUCGAGAAAUAAGAACGCAUCGUAAGCCGAAAUGGGUACCAGGAGCUUUUAGAACAGAGAAUAGUGACAACUACAAUAUUUUAAGUCAACCAGCGCCGCAUACUACUGAAGAAAUAAAGUCUAUAUAUAAAAGAUCCAUAGCCAGGAUACAAAGUGACAUUCAAAACGGUUGUUAUUCUACAGAAAAUUCCCUAAUCGGAUCAACUAAAUCAGUAUCUUCCGUGCUUGAUCAACACGUUGGAAAAAAUAAAAGAUUCACACAUAGAAGUUUAAAAAACACAUAAUUAAAUCCUAUUCACUUAUAUUAAAUAUAGUGUUAUUUCUAAAGCCUAAAAUGUUUUAUAAAAAAGGUUAUAUAAUAAAAAAAGUAAACUCACACCUAACCACGCAAUAAAAUUGUCAUAUUGUUUCCAAAAUGUCAAAAUGUGAAAUAAUUUGUAAACAACAUGCAUACCACUUCACCUCAAACCAUUAAAUGGAAAUAUUAUACUUCAUAAUUAUAGUAGCCGUGAUAUCGUAUGCGAUAUAUCUAAUACAACCGUACUGGGUGUUCAUUGUGUCGAUAGCAUU